CUACUUGAUCUCCGAGAAAAUUCAGUCAUUCCGAUCUUGCCAUCCGUUGGUUGUGGGUCGUUUCGAUAUUUUUUUUAAAAAAAAGUUUUAAUACUUUAAUUUCGAACUCGGGGUUUUGAUUGUUACUUCCAAUUGAAAACUUUAAGGAAGCAACUUAGGCGUUUCAAGGUUUUCAAGAAUCGUGUCUCUUAGCCCCCUCUCUUUCGCGUAUUUUUUACAGAAAGUUUUAAAAGAGAAAAACCGCCAAGAUGCCUAAGCCACAAGCUCAAGAUGAGGAUGCCGAUCCAACCCCAUACCUUUUCGUAUCGCUCGAACAAAGACGUAUCGAUCAAUCGAAACCUUAUGACUCGAAAAAGAAUUGCUGGGUUCCCGAUGAGAAAGAGGGCUAUCUUCUUGGUGACAUCAAGGCAACCAAGGGAGACAUCGUCUCCGUUGGCCUACCUGGUGGCGAGACCAAGGAUUUCAAGAAAGAUCAGCUGCAACAAGUCAAUCCACCGAAAUACGAAAAAGCCGAAGAUAUGUCUAACUUGACAUACCUAAACGAUGCUUCGGUUUUGCAUAACUUGAAACAAAGAUACUACAAUAAACUCAUCUACACCUACUCUGGACUUUUCUGCGUCGCUAUCAACCCUUACAAGCGGUUCCCUGUCUACACGAACCGUUGUGCUAAGAUGUACCGUGGUAAGCGUCGUAAUGAAGUCCCACCACAUAUUUUCGCCAUUUCUGACGGUGCCUACGUCGACAUGUUGACCAACCAUGUUAACCAAUCUAUGUUGAUUACUGGUGAAUCUGGUGCCGGUAAGACUGAAAACACGAAGAAAGUAAUUGCGUACUUCGCCACUGUCGGUGCCUCGACCAAGAAGGACGCUACCGCUGAAAAGAAGGGAUCCCUUGAAGAUCAAGUCGUCCAAACUAACCCUGUACUGGAAGCCUUCGGUAACGCCAAGACCGUCCGUAACGAUAACUCUUCUCGUUUCGGUAAAUUCAUCCGUAUUCACUUCGGUCCCAGUGGUAAACUGGCUGGUGCUGAUAUUGAGACCUAUCUAUUGGAAAAGGCUCGUGUCAUCUCCCAGCAACCUUUGGAACGUUCUUACCACAUCUUCUACCAGAUCAUGUCUGGAUCCGUACCUGGUGUCAAGGCUACGUGCUUCCUCAGUGACAAUAUUUACGACUAUACGAACGUAUCACAGGGCAAAAUCACAAUUCCAAAUAUUGAUGACGGUGAAGAAUUCGUUUUAACAGAUCAAGCCUUCGAUAUCUUGGGCUUCUCCGCUGAAGAAAAGCAAAACGUUUACAAAAUUACCGCCGCUGUCAUGCAUAUGGGUGGUAUGAAGUUCAAGCAGAGGGGUCGCGAAGAACAGGCUGAAGCCGAUGGUACCGAAGAAGGUGAACGUGUUGCCAAGUUGUUCAGCACUGAUAAGGAUGAAUUGUACAAGAACUUCUUGAAGCCCCGUAUUAAGGUCGGUAACGAAUUCGUCACCCAAGGUCGUAACAAGGAACAGGUCAUGAACUCUGUUGGUGCCUUGUGUAAGGGUGUGUUCGAUCGUCUCUUCAAAUGGCUCGUCAAGAAAUGUAACGAGACUUUGGAUACCAAGCAAAAACGUCAACACUUCAUUGGUGUACUGGAUAUUGCUGGUUUCGAAAUUUUCGACUACAACGGCUUCGAGCAGUUGUGUAUCAAUUUCACCAACGAGAAACUUCAGCAAUUCUUCAACCAUCAUAUGUUUGUCCUAGAGCAAGAAGAAUACAAGAAGGAGGGUAUUGAUUGGGCAUUCAUCGAUUUCGGAAUGGAUUUAUUAGCGUGUAUUGAAAUGAUUGAGAAGCCUAUGGGUAUCUUGUCCAUCCUUGAAGAAGAAUCUAUGUUCCCGAAAGCCACCGAUCAAACAUUCGCUGAAAAAUUGAUGGUCAAUCACUUGGGCAAAUCGGCUCCAUUCCAAAAACCAAAACCACCAAAGCCAGGUCAACAAGCUGCCCACUUUGCUAUUGGCCAUUAUGCUGGUGUUGUAUCAUACAACAUCACUGGCUGGCUUGAGAAGAACAAGGAUCCCUUGAACGACACUGUUGUCGAUCAAUUCAAGAAAUCCGGCAACAAAUUGUUGAUUGAAAUCUUUGCCGAUCAUCCAGGUCAAUCUGGUGGCGCUGAACAAUCUAAGGGAGGUCGUGGUAAGAAGGGUGGUGGUUUCGCUACUGUAUCUUCUGCCUAUCGUGAACAAUUGAACAACUUGAUGACUACAUUGCGUUCAACUCAACCUCAUUUCGUCCGUUGUAUCAUUCCUAAUGAAUUGAAACAACCUGGUGUCAUUGACUCUCACUUGGUCAUGCAUCAAUUGACCUGUAACGGUGUACUUGAAGGUAUCCGUAUUUGCCGUAAAGGUUUCCCCAACAGGAUGGUCUACCCUGACUUCAAACUCCGUUACAUGAUUUUGGCACCUGCUAUCAUGACUGCUGAAAAGGAUCCAAAGAAAGCUGCAGCCAAAUGUCUGGAAAGCAUUGGUUUAGAUCCUGAAAGCUACCGUAUUGGUCAUACAAAGGUCUUCUUCCGUGCUGGUGUCUUGGGUCAAAUGGAAGAGUUCCGUGAUGAACGUCUAGGUAAAAUUAUGUCCUGGAUGCAAUCAUGGGCCCGUGGUUACCUAUCACGUAAGGAAUUCAAGAAAAUGCAAGAGCAACGUUUGGCCCUCCAAGUCAUCCAACGCAACUUGCGCAAAUACAUGCAAUUGCGUACCUGGCCAUGGUGGAAAUUGUGGCAGAAGGUCAAGCCUAUGCUCAAUGUUACACGUAUUGAAGAUGAAAUUGCUCGUCUGGAAGAGAAGGCCAAGAAAGCUGAAGAUGCCUUCGCCAAGGAAGAGAAACUCCGCAAGGAAUUGGAAGCCCUCAAUGCUAAAUUGUUGGCUGAAAAGACCGCCUUGUUAGAAUCCUUGUCAAGCGAGAAGGGAAGUCUCCAAGAAUUCCAAGAGAAGACUGCCAAAUUGCAAGCCCAAAAGAACGAUCUCGAAAAUCAAUUGCGUGACCUUCAAGAUCGUCUCUCACAAGAGGAAGAUGCCCGCAACCAACUGUUCCAACAGAAAAAGAAGGCCGACCAAGAAAUCUCCGGUCUCAAGAAGGACAUCGAAGAUUUGGAAUUGUCCGUCCAAAAGUCCGAACAAGACAAGGCCACCAAGGAUCACCAAAUCCGCAACUUGAACGAUGAGAUCGCCCACCAAGAUGAACUCAUCAACAAAUUGAACAAAGAAAAGAAGAUGCAAGGAGAGACAAAUCAAAAGACUGGUGAAGAGCUCCAAGCCGCCGAAGACAAGAUCAACCACUUGAACAAAGUCAAGGCUAAAUUGGAACAAACCUUGGAUGAAUUGGAAGAUUCAUUGGAACGUGAGAAGAAAUUGCGUGGUGAUAUUGAAAAGGCCAAGCGUAAGGUUGAGGGUGAUCUCAAGCUUACACAAGAAGCUGUUGCCGAUUUGGAACGCAACAAGAAGGAAUUGGAACAGACCAUCCAACGCAAGGACAAGGAAAUCUCAUCUUUGACCGCCAAAUUGGAAGACGAACAAUCUGUUGUUGGCAAACUCCAAAAACAAAUCAAGGAAUUGCAAUCCCGCAUCGAAGAAUUGGAAGAGGAAGUCGAAGCCGAACGUCAAGCUCGCGCCAAGGCUGAGAAGCAACGUGCUGAUUUGGCCCGUGAAUUGGAAGAAUUGGGUGAACGUCUUGAGGAAGCCGGUGGUGCUACCAGCGCACAAAUUGAACUCAACAAGAAACGUGAAGCUGAAUUGGCCAAACUCCGACGUGAUCUUGAGGAAGCUAACAUUCAACAUGAAAGCACAUUGGCCAAUCUCCGCAAGAAGCACAAUGACGCUGUCGCUGAAAUGGCUGAACAAGUCGAUCAACUCAACAAGUUGAAGGCUAAGGCUGAGAAGGAGAAAGCCCAAUACUUCGGUGAAUUGAAUGACCUCCGAGCUGGUGUUGACCACCUUAGCAACGAAAAGGCCGCCCAAGAGAAGAUUGCCAAACAAUUGCAACACACAUUGAAUGAAGUUCAAGGUAAAUUGGAUGAAACCAACAGGACCUUGAAUGACUUCGAUGCCUCCAAGAAGAAGCUCUCCAUUGAAAACUCCGACCUCUUGCGCCAACUUGAGGAAGCCGAAUCACAAGUAUCUCAAUUGUCCAAGAUCAAGAUCUCCUUGACCACACAAUUGGAAGAUACCAAACGCUUGGCUGAUGAAGAAGCCCGUGAACGUGCCACCCUUUUGGGUAAAUUCCGCAACUUGGAACACGACUUGGACAACCUCCGCGAACAAGUUGAAGAAGAAGGUGAAGGCAAGGCUGAUUUGCAACGUCAACUCAGCAAGGCCAACGCUGAAGCCCAAGUCUGGCGUACUAAGUACGAGUCUGAUGGUGUUGCCCGAUCUGAAGAACUUGAGGAAGCCAAGAGGAAGUUGCAAGCCCGUCUUGCUGAGGCUGAAGAAACCAUUGAAUCCCUCAACCAGAAAUGCGUUGCUCUUGAGAAGACCAAACAACGUCUCUCAGUUGAAGUUGAAGACUUGCAACUCGAAGUCGACCGUGCCAACGCUAUUGCCAAUGCCGCUGAAAAGAAACAGAAGGCAUUCGACAAGAUCAUUGGAGAAUGGAAACUCAAGGUUGAUGACCUUGCUGCCGAGCUCGACGCCUCACAGAAGGAAUGCCGCAACUACUCCACAGAAUUAUUCCGUCUUAAGGGAGCAUACGAAGAAGGACAAGAACAACUUGAAGCUGUUCGCCGUGAAAACAAGAACCUCGCUGAUGAAGUCAAGGAUCUCCUCGACCAAAUUGGUGAAGGUGGCCGCAACAUUCAUGAAAUCGAAAAGGCCCGCAAACGAUUGGAAGCUGAAAAGGAUGAACUUCAAGCCGCCCUCGAGGAAGCUGAAGCUGCAUUGGAACAAGAAGAAAACAAGGUAUUGCGUGCUCAACUCGAAUUGUCUCAAGUACGUCAAGAAAUCGACCGUCGCAUCCAAGAGAAGGAAGAAGAAUUCGAAAAUACCCGCAAGAACCACCAACGUGCCCUCGACUCCAUGCAAGCUUCCUUGGAAGCCGAAGCCAAGGGUAAGGCUGAGGCGCUCCGCAUGAAGAAGAAGUUGGAAGCCGACAUCAACGAACUCGAAAUCGCUUUGGAUCAUGCCAACAAGGCUAAUGCUGAGGCCCAAAAGAACAUCAAACGCUACCAACAACAACUCAAGGACAUCCAAACCGCCCUCGAGGAAGAACAACGUGCUCGUGAUGAAGCCCGCGAACAACUCGGAAUCUCAGAACGCCGUGCCAACGCUCUCCAAAACGAGCUCGAAGAGUCCCGAACCCUCCUCGAACAAGCCGACCGUGGCCGAAGACAAGCCGAACAAGAAUUGGCCGAUGCUCACGAACAGCUCAACGAAAUCUCUGCCCAAAAUGCUUCAAUCUCUGCUGCCAAGAGGAAAUUGGAGUCUGAAUUGCAAACUCUCCACUCUGACUUGGAUGAAUUGUUGAAUGAAGCCAAGAACUCAGAAGAGAAGGCCAAGAAGGCAAUGGUUGAUGCUGCCCGUCUUGCUGAUGAGCUCCGCGCUGAACAAGACCACGCUCAAACACAAGAGAAAUUGAGGAAGGCCCUUGAACAACAAAUCAAGGAAUUGCAAGUCCGUUUGGAUGAAGCUGAAGCCAAUGCAUUGAAGGGAGGCAAGAAGGCCAUCCAGAAAUUGGAACAACGCGUCCGCGAAUUGGAGAAUGAAUUGGACGGUGAACAACGAAGACACGCCGAUGCCCAGAAGAACCUCCGCAAAUCAGAACGUCGCAUUAAGGAAUUGACCUUCCAAUCUGAAGAAGAUCGCAAGAACCACGAACGUAUGCAAGACUUGGUUGACAAAUUGCAACAGAAGAUCAAGACAUACAAGAGGCAGAUCGAAGAGGCUGAAGAAAUUGCUGCCCUCAACUUGGCUAAAUUCCGCAAAGCACAACAAGAACUCGAAGAAGCCGAAGAACGAGCUGAUAUGGCUGAACAAGCUAUUAGCAAAUUCCGCGCUAAGGGACGUGGCGGAUCAAUCCCACGUGGUACCAGCCCUGGACCAUCAGCGUCUAAAAUCCACAAGAGUCUGCUGGAACAGUAAUUUUAGCUUUCGUUACAUUUCCCCGAUCAUCAGUGCGGCCACAAUUGGACGGAAUGGCUUUCCCACCUAGAUUCGACCUUGCUCCAGAGGAAUUCUAAAAUGCCAUUUACUUUUAUUUAUUAAAUAAUGUAUAAACUUAAUUAUUAUAAUUUAAAUUAAAUAUCGAAACGGACGGGAUUCUGUAGAACAGAUAGAAACAAGAAGAGAGAGAAUAAACCGUGGUGGAAACAAGACACAAACCGACGACAUAAGCCAAAAAUUGACCUGGAGAACGACAAGCAGACUAACGUAGAAAACACCGAAAGCAAUCCCGUCUUUUAACACCAAGAACGCCUAAACCAAAGAAUUAUAUCUUGCCGCCAUCGAAAAUAUCAAGAACGCACAUUUAUUCUUUUUUCAUCAAUUUUUUAAAAAAGAGAAAAGAAACUACCGGAGCUUAUGUUAUUUUAAAUAUUUUUUAUUUAAAACAAAAGAAAAACAACAAAAACUAUGUUUCGUCGAUCAUUUUAAUUUUAAAAUAUAAAAACUACACAACAAAGAAAUCAAAUAAAAGAUAAAAAAAAUAAACAAAUUCUUUUUGAAAAAUUUCACUUUCCCCGCCCAGUUUUCUUUGUUUUCGACCGAACAUAAGAAAUUCCAAAAUUCGGAUGGUGGAGACAGAAGCACACACAGCACACAUCCUUAUGCGUUUCGAAAAAGAAAAUCCGUUCGACACUCAAGACCUGAAGAACAUACCACCACAGACAAAGAGAAAGAGACACGAUUAUUUGAAAAAAGCCUAAAAAAUCUAAAAAAAGCCCAACAAAACCAUAAACGUUUGCUUGUUGAAUUUUGUUGUACACGUCCGAAUUCUGCAUUGUUAACUUAACCUACUUCGUUUGUGUUUUUCUGUUGAUAGUUGUUAUGUACACGUGAAUGUUAAGUUGUUUCCAUUUUUACUACUAUAGGUCAAACCAACAACAAUGCUCUACUUGUAAAUAAUAAUAUUCUAUUAAUGUACUUUCAAUGUUAUCGAGACAACGAAAAGAUCUUACUACAAAAAUAAAGGAAAACUUAAAGAACUUA
Hermetia illucens (black soldier fly) is the source of this 7160-nucleotide messenger RNA. It is a transcript of the gene Mhc, whose product is annotated as myosin heavy chain, muscle. The transcript has 19 exons. Gene Ontology annotation, cellular component: myosin complex. Gene Ontology annotation, molecular function: actin filament binding; ATP binding; cytoskeletal motor activity. The coding region runs from base 249 to 6095 and encodes 1948 amino acids. The record is from RefSeq and is a predicted model, not a curated record. Lineage: Eukaryota; Metazoa; Arthropoda; Insecta; Diptera; Stratiomyidae.